Molecule: messenger RNA, 2280 nt
Organism: Ciona intestinalis (vase tunicate)
Lineage: Eukaryota; Metazoa; Chordata; Ascidiacea; Phlebobranchia; Cionidae
Product: protein LSM14 homolog B
Biological process (GO): cytoplasmic stress granule assembly; P-body assembly
Cellular component (GO): P-body
Molecular function (GO): mRNA binding
Source: RefSeq, a predicted model, not a curated record
AAGUGCUGUAGAGUCAGUCUUACAGUUUUUGUUCGAGAUUUUCAAUAAAGAGCCAGUACAAUGUGUUUAAUACUGUUAGGUUGUGUGCGGGUAAUGUAAGAUAGAGAAUUUGUAUCUGUCGGCAUCGAGAUUUGUGUUUAAAGUUUACAGAAGAUAAACAUGUCUUGUCCAAGUCCGUACAUUGGAAGUAAAAUCAGCUUGAUAUCAAAAGCGAAAAUACGCUAUGAAGGAAUAUUGUACACGAUAGAUACUGAGAAGGCAACAGUUGCUCUUGCCAAAGUGCGUUCUUUUGGGACUGAAGAUCGACAAACAGAUCGCCCCCCUGUUGCUCCGAGAGAUGAAAUUUAUGAAUACAUAAUAUUCAGAGGGGCAGAUAUUGAUGACUUAACCGUCUGUGAGCCCCCGAAGCCAACCCCUCCCCCAGCAGCACCAACUUUGCCACAGGAUCCGGCAAUUGUUCAGUCCGUAGUGACAUCACAGCAGUCUGGCCCUCCACCCCUCCCACCAUUCGCAGGCGGUGGUCUCUACAACCAGAUGCCACCGAAUUAUAAUGCCUACAUGAACUACCAACCAUUGGCACCAGGCCAGCCAACAUCUAUGAUGGAUAAGCCACCAGUUACAAGCAAUGCAUUGCAAAAUCAAGGUCCAACAAGAGCAGAAAAGUCAUCUUCACCUGUAUCACUCGGUCGAUCCUCGCCAACCUCUGAGCAAGGAGUUCAGACGGGAAGUCCUGUUGUUCCUUCACAGGAGAGAUCAACUCAAAGGAGAACUUAUGAGAGCAACAACUAUUAUAACAGUCGUAAUAAUUACGAUAAUCGCGGAGGUGCAAGACAUGAUAACAGAGAAGCUGAAUAUGAGAAUAGAAAUCGGGGGUACAAAGGUCCACAAAGCGGGUAUGAGAAUCGCAAUGGAGGUGGACAAUAUAAUAACGAUGAUGGCGAAGGCAGAGGGCGGGGACAGCGUCGUAAUUAUUAUUACCGUGGACAGAAUGAUGGUCAUUCCCAAAACUAUAGAGGACAGAGAAGCCGGGGAGGGCGCAGAUACAACCCAAGAAAUGAUCCUUUAAAAUUUGAUGGCGAUUUUGACUUUGAAGGAUCAAAUGCACAGUUUAAUAAAGAGGACAUAGCUAAGGAGCUUAUGGAUAAACUAAAGAUAACCUCUGAUCCGAAGGAGAGUGAAAAAGUAAAAGAAGAAGAAAAGGUUGAUAGUGGAGUGGACAGUGGCCAUAAUAAUGAAGUUACUGAUGAAUUAGAUGAGAAUGAAGAAGUCCCGUAUUAUGAUAAAACAAAGAGUUUCUUUGACAAUAUAACUUGUGAAACAAACAAUCCAAGAGGGGAACGUAUUUCUUGGACUGAAGAGCGAAAGCGCAACACUGAAACUUUCGGAUAUGGGUACCGAGGUCGUGGUAGAGGAGGUUACCGGGGGCGUGGGGGUUAUAGAGGCAGAAUGCCACCAGGUUCAGGAUAUCGGGGCCGUGGUGGGAACCGGGGUGGUUAUCGAGAUAAUAGAUACAACAACUACUACAACAACCGUCGCGAUUAUAAUCGAGAUCGUGGUGAUGGACAGCAAUACAACUACAACAACAGAGGUGGCAAUAACAGCAGAGGUGGUUACAAUGAUAAAAGUCGACAAUGGGUCAACUAUGAAUACAAAUACGACAAACACAAUUCGAGCAAUUCACCAACUGCUGGACAGACUCAAUCAAGCACCUCAUAAAUGAUCUUCUUGUUCCUCACCAGUUAGUUCCCUAUGUAUAAAGAAAGACUUACUGGAAGUCUCGGGAUAGUCCUCCAAGUAGUUCAUCUACUUUGCCAUCUUUGUUACCGACCAUGAUUUUGUUAGCUGCUUAAUGUGAUGAACCAAGAAUGUUUCAGUUGCUGCAUCAACUCGAUUAAAAAAUUCUUAUUUGUGUCUUUAUUCCUUCAUGGAAGUCCUAUUUUUUUACGUUAAAACUUUGUUUAGCUCGGUCGUCGUGUUGUAGCAAUUCAGUUAACUGACGUUUCAUCAUCACAAAGUUUUCACUACUGCUGUUGUAAGAUUAGUUGUGCUUGAAAUCAAAAACAUAUGUUGCUCUAUUUGGCUUGUUUUGUUGUCUGUAUUCUGCCAUGUCAAUUGGGAGUAAUUUGUUUCAGAUAAAGCUAUUUCAACUUUAGCUUUCUAAUUCCAAAAAGUUUCAAACCUUAAAAAUCUAAAGGAGCAUGUGCAUUCUCAAUUCUAGACUAAAAGACAAGUCUUUCUAACAUUUGAAUUGAAAGUUUAAUAAAAAAUUGAACACCACCA